Capsicum annuum is the source of this 895-nucleotide messenger RNA. RefSeq names its product probable galactinol--sucrose galactosyltransferase 2. Gene Ontology annotation, molecular function: raffinose alpha-galactosidase activity. Lineage: Eukaryota; Viridiplantae; Streptophyta; Magnoliopsida; Solanales; Solanaceae. The transcript is spliced from 5 exons. The record is from RefSeq and is a predicted model, not a curated record. The coding region runs from base 219 to 620 and encodes 133 amino acids.
CCCAUAAUGAGGCUAUAUUAACCUGUUGGGCUGGACCUAUUGCUACAAAUGUGAUACUGAGCAAUAAAUAUCAGUGCGGACAGUUACUAAUAAUCUGUAGAUCAUUAAUGGGGAAGUAGAAAGUAGUACAAAACAAGAAAGAACCAAUACGCUUUGUAUGCUUUAUUUUUGUAGGGGAUAAUGCUGUUGAAACCAACCACGGGCUUUAUCUUGUGUACAUGAAUGCUGGGACCAAUCCAUUUGAAGUCAUUAACCAGGCUGUGAAAUCUGUUGAGCAACACUUGCAAACUUUCCAUCACAGAGAGAAGAAGGAGCUGCCCUCAAUUAUUGAUUGGUUUGGGUGGUGCACAUGGGAUGCCUUUUACACUGAUGUCACAGCAGAGGGCGUCGAGGAUGUCCUCAAAAGCUUAUCCGAGGGUGGUGUUCGUCCAUGUUUCCUGAUCAUUGAUGAUGGUUGGCAACAGAUUGGCAAUGAAGCACCAAAGGACACUAAUUGUGUAGUACAAGAAGGAGCACAGUUUGCCAACAGGCUAACUGGAAUCAAGGAAAACAAGAAGUUCCAAACGAAAGGCCUGAAGCAUGUAGUAGAGGAAGCCAAGAAACAACACAAUGUCAAGUAAGUUUGCAACUUCUGAUCUUUGUAUUUUAUAAAAUGUCUAAAAGUUGCAAAUGCCACUAUACGUUUUUACUUAAUAGCCCAUUUGGCCAUGAGAAUUUUUUCACUUUCCGGAAAAAAUAUUCACUUUAUGCCAAUUUUCACUUGGAGUUGUAUUUGGGAAAGUGAAAAACAAGAAAAAAAUGUUUUCACUUUUUGCCAUCUUCCUUCUCUCACAAUGUCAGAGUAGAAGUCGAUCGAAAAUCGAAAGAAACAAUCUACUCAAACCCUAAUUCGUUU